This is a messenger RNA of Lotus japonicus, 1723 nucleotides long. RefSeq lists its product as uncharacterized. The record is from RefSeq and is a predicted model, not a curated record. NCBI's taxonomy places the organism in Eukaryota, Viridiplantae, Streptophyta, Magnoliopsida, Fabales, Fabaceae. Bases 290 to 1687 code for a protein of 465 amino acids. The transcript is spliced from 11 exons.
UUCAUGAUAGCAUCCACCCUAAAAAUAAAAAUAAUUCACUAGAAACCUGACCUGGCUAACCCAGGUUCCUUUGAUUAUGCAAUUGGAACUCUUAAGAACAGACAACAACACCACGGACACGUGAUGUCAUAGUGUUACUUACUUCUGGAACUCUCAUUCUCUACGGGCAGGACCACCAUUGAUACCAUGGGCCGUCACCGCAGCAUCUCUCCGCCGCCGCAAGAGAAGCACCGGCAUUUGAGGAGCAGAGGGAGGGGUUCUGAGAGGGAAGGUGUUGAGAGGACGGAGAAUGACGAGGAGGAGGGUCACGGCGGAGGAAAGAGCAGCAGGUCGAGGCACGAGAGGUCGCCGGAGCGCCACCACAAUGGAAGGAGCAGGCACAGGUCUCAGUCGCCACAGCGUCGUGAUGAGGAAUGACGAUGAUUCUAUCAUGAAGAUGAAGGCUGCUGAGGAGGCUCUGAAAGAAAAACAGAAGGCUCAACAAGGAGAGGUUGCAAUGGUUGCUAACUUGGCUGAUCCUGGCUAUGCACUUGAACUAUCAACUGCAGUUCCUUCUGUUGGAUUGAAUUGCAGGGACUCAAUGGGUACCGAAUUCGAAACCAUUGAGGGAAGGAUAACAUCUAUGCUUUCGCAGCUACAAUCUGAGUGUGGCAUCCUUCACAGAAUGGUCUACAAGAACAAGAACCAGCACCGCCGCUGUGGCUAUUUCCAGCGUCUCUUGAAGGUGAGAAGGGAUAUGAGGCUUCUGCAAUCUGCAAACUUGGAGGAGCUUGUUACAUCAUGUUUCCUUGUGAUCAAAGGAGAAAGACCAAAACAGAAGGUUCAUCUUUUAGAGAGCUUGAAAAGGAGAAAAUGCUAUGGUGAAAAGCAUAAUUUUUUGGAGCGCCUUUUAGGAGCUGCACGAUUACUGUCAGAGAUGGCUGAACCAAUACUGAAGGCUGCAACUGAAAUAUCUGUAUUGUUUGCUCGAUCCUUUUUUAUGGGAUUUUCUGUAACAGUUAUGGCCUUGCUUGCGCGUCUUCGCGUUUUGGUUCAACAAAUCUUACUUGAUGUUGUUUCAUUGUUCAACAUGGUUUCUUCCCUGUCUAGGAAGAAGCAAUCAAUAAAAAUAUCUCAUGAGAGAGUAGAGUGUGUAUGGGAAUCAGAUAAAUUUAUAUUACUUGAGACAAAGCAUAAGUGGGAGAGUGAAAAUCAAAGUGAGGACUCUGGUGGAAUUUUCUCUUUUCAAGCAUCUGGUGUCAACUAUACUAGUAUCAAGUCUAUUCUUGGGGAUGAUCAACUUGUCUCUCAGAGAGUUGAAACAGACCCUACUGCCAGAGAAGAUGUCAAGGACAUGAAUACUGAUUUGUUGACAGGCUCAUCACAGAUUGAUUAUGGCAAUGAGACUUUAUGUAGUAAGGAAUGUGGAGAAAGUGAUGGUACCGCAAAAUCCUCGUUUGGCGAAUCUUCACAAGAGGGUGGCUUACAUGAAUUAUCACGUCGCCACUCUGGUUUAAAGAAGGUCUCAUUUGUGUCAAUAAAGAAUCCUACAUCAGCUCCACAAAAUGCACAGAGUAUUCCUGUGUUUACUAGCAAUGUCAAGGCAUUUCAUUUCAUGGGAAAUCAAAGUGAUCAAACAAAAGAUGACACAAGGGAUUCACUUGCAAAUGUACUUGCUAAUAUAAAUGCAAAGGAUAGUUUUUUUUAAACACUGAUAUUUUUUAAUGCAAGCAUAUUGGGAAUU